CUGCGUUUUUGUGAAUGGAGAAAUUAAUUGAUUGUGGAUUUUUUAAAUAUUAAUUAUCCGGCGGAAGCAACAUUGUUCUCGACAUGGACCAAUCAUACGGCAGUGAGGAAUUUAUUAAUGAAGAACGCCUUGAGGAUGAUCCGUUGGAAGGCAGUUCGGGGAUCUAUCCGGGCCACGCAUCCGGAAUUAAUGUAGUUGAUUCCCUUUCAGCGACAGAAGUGGAACCGGAACAAAUUAAUGCGGCCAAUCAGGAUAUCAACAGUUUGAUUGAAGGUGGUGCACCAGAAAGCUACGUCUUUUGCUUUGGAGGAAUAUUUUGCCGUAAGCUGUUUCGAAGCCAACUCCGGACAGGCCAAAUUUGUUCCAAGGAUAUUUUCGGUGAUUCGGUCAACCAUGUUCUACGGUGUAUUUGGAAAACUGUCAAGCAUCAGGUAAAUCGCAAAGUGGAAUUCAACGAUGAGGUACCAUCAUGGAGUGUAAAAGAGCAGCCUGAUUUUGAAGUCAUCGGCGAGUUUGUGAUGCUACAAGAUCAAACGAAGAAGAAAGUGUACCCGAUUAGUAGUGUCCAGAGCCUAAAAUAUUCAUCUUCAUGA
Armigeres subalbatus is the source of this 593-nucleotide messenger RNA. RefSeq lists its product as uncharacterized. NCBI's taxonomy places the organism in Eukaryota, Metazoa, Arthropoda, Insecta, Diptera, Culicidae. The transcript has 2 exons. Bases 84 to 593 code for a protein of 169 amino acids. The record is from RefSeq and is a predicted model, not a curated record.